Messenger RNA from Lodderomyces jiufengensis, 2883 nucleotides. RefSeq lists its product as uncharacterized. Lineage: Eukaryota; Fungi; Ascomycota; Pichiomycetes; Serinales; Debaryomycetaceae. The transcript has a single exon. Bases 1 to 2883 code for a protein of 960 amino acids. The record is from RefSeq and is a predicted model, not a curated record.
AUGCAAGAGAGUCCAAGUAUGAUUUCAUUUCCAACGUUUAUGCGUAAAGCAGAACAAUCACCAAGAACUUUAGAUUCUGCUUUUCCACCAUUUAAUCCACAACAUAAAUAUAAAGGAGUUUAUGAAAGAGCUGGAUUUGAUGUAAAUAAAAAUUUUGGGAAUAAUAAUAAUAAUGGAUCAAAACAAUCUCCAAAUGAUAGUACAUAUGAUAAUCAUAAUCUGAAUAAUUAUUCAAAUAAACCAUUGCAUAGAUCAAAUGAUAAUAUUACUCAGUUUGAAAAUCAAAACCAUAAUAACAACAAUUAUACAACUGCAAACAAUAAAAAGCUAUCAGUUAAUAACAACCAAAAUAAUUUUGAUAAUACUUCUCCAAACUCUGAAUAUCAAAAUAAUACAACAACUUCAUCAUCAUCUGCAUCAAGUAAAUCAAAUUCAAUGGGUUCAUAUGGUAAAAGUAAUAGUUCAACUACUACAUUUAGAAAUACUGGUGAAUUUCAACAAUCUAAUGCAACAAAUACUUCAAAUACUUCUUCAUCAACUAAUUUAUAUCUGGAUCAAAGAACUUAUCAACAACAACACGAAUUUAAUGAAAUAAAUUUGAAUUCUUUAAAUGAAGUAAGUCCAGCAAAAUCUCAAAAAAAUAUCAAGAAUUUAACUUUAGAUUUACAACAAGAAGAUCAAUUAAGUGAUUUACAACAAAUGAAUAAAGCUCAAAAAAUUCAAUCUAAUUCUCAUUCUUUACAUUCCUAUACUUCAGAUAUAUCAAAUAAAUCAUAUCAUUCGAAUAAAUCUGUAAAUUCUAUACCUAGAAAUGGGGAAUCUGAAUUUAAAAAGUUACAUUCCAAUCCAUCAAAUCAUUCUUUUCAUUCAAGUCAUUCUAACCACUCGAACCAUUCGCAUAAUUCAAGAAACAGCCAACCAGUACAAUCUCAAGAUAUCUAUGCACAACAAGGUUAUCAAUUACCAACUCCACCAUCAUCAAAUAAAUCGUCAUCACAAAUAUCUCCAAAUUUUCAACAAGCUCCACCACCUCAACAAAAUCAACAACAAUUUGAUCCAAGAAAAUUAAGAAAAAGACCACCAAUGAUGAAUGGUCAACCUCAACAACAACCUUUUUUACCACAACAAAAUGGUUCAAUGAUGAAUAGAAAUAUAACUCCACAACAUAAUCAACAAGUACCGUAUCCAAUGAGUCCAAAUUAUUCUCCUACUUUGCAACAACAAUCUCAGUUUCAAAUGAGACCUCAUCAAAAACAACAUCAACAACAACAACCAUAUCAUAAUCAACAUCACCAACAACAACAUUAUCAACAGCAAUGUCCGCCUUUCCAACCAUCACGAAGAGGUCAAAAUCAAAACCAAAUACCACCACAAAACUUCCCACCAAAUGGUUUCAACAAUCAACCACCAAUGCAUUCACCAGGUUAUCCACCACGUCUGCAAAACAGACCAUCACCACCAAUGCCAACAAUGCAUCCACAACAAUUCCACCAACAACCACCACAACAAUUCCACCAACAACCACCACAACAAUUCCACCAACAACCACCACGACAACAACAGCAAAGAUAUCAACCACCAGGUAUUACACGUCAACCUACAUAUUCAGAAAUUAGAGAAGAUAAAUUAUCACCAGCAUUAGAUGAAUUCAAACAUGAUUUAGAACAUCGUCAACAUACCAUCAAAAGUAAUAUUGAACCACCUAGUUUACCUAAUCAAUCACCUUCUGAAAUUGGAUUAUCUAAAUUUCAAAAUUUUAAAAAUCCAGAGCAUUCAACUAAUGAAACACAACAAAAUGAUUAUAAUCAAUUUUUAUCAACUGGUACCACUGAUAAGAGAAUUAGUCAAACUUCAAUGGUCAGUUCCAUUCUUUCAAAAGAAUCAUUCAAUGAGGAAGAUAAAAGAAUAGAACAAGAAUUAGAAAAGCAACUCAAAACAAUAAAAAACGAAGGUGGGAACUUUGAUCAAAUUCAAGAGUCCUCAAUUGCAUCAAAUUCAUCAAAUACAUCCCCUACAAAGACAAUAAAUUCAUUACAGUCAUUAAAUUCAAUUCGUUUGAAAAACGCACCAGUUCCACAAUUCCAAAUUUCAAACGUUGAUGAACCAAGAAGAGAUAGUUCAGAUUCUCAAAAUACUAAAGAUAGUAACCUCGAUGAAAUGUCUAUUGCUUCAAUUGAAUCAAUCCAACCAUUAUCUGUAUCACAAUCAAUAGUGUCACCUACUAAAAGAAACGUUCAUCACAACAAUGACGAAAUCAUAACAAAAAGAAAAGAUUCUGCUGAAUUUACAAAAAUCAUUACUGAAAUUAAUGAUUUAGAAAAACAAAUCACAGAUGAUGAACCAGACCAAAGUUUUGAUACAAUAGUAGUCACCGAUCAUCCAAAAGAAUUUAGCACUCAAGUAUACCAACCAGGUACAGGUCCAUGUAGAUCUUGUCAUCAACAAAUAGAUCCCAUGGGAAAAGGUUCACAAAAACCAAUCUUUUCAAAAACUGGUGAAUUAUCAGGUCAAUGGCAUAGAUCAUGUUUCCAUUGCUCUUACUCCAACUGUUCCAUAAAUUUCAACAAAAAAGUCCAAUGUUACGUUUACGAAAAUAACCCAUAUUGUUUCCAACAUUAUCAUCUCGUGAAUUCAUCAACUUGUUCUAAAUGUGGUAUUGGAAUCGAAGGAUCAUGUAUUGAAAACGACUUACAACAAAAAUGGCAUAUUCAUUGUUUAAAAUGUUCUGUAUGCUCUGUUGGUAUUCUGAAUGAUUAUUAUGUUGUUAAUGAUUCUAUUGUUUGUGAAUCUGAUGCUAAAUUAUACAUGAGUCAAAGAAGGGGUGGUGAUUUGAGUACUGCUGAUAGAAUUGAGAAAAGAAGAACUAGGAUUUUCCAUGCUUAG